AUGCCGCCCAAAAUACUCGACCCUGCAAGCUCGCAGGUUGAUGAUAGCAUUGCGAGCAUUGAAGUUACAACAAAUCAGCCAAGAACUGAUGAGCAGGAUCGUGGAGCCGGAUCUACCACAAUCGAGCCGUUCGACUGGGUCGAAGACCCGGCCCUCGCGAGUGAAGCAGAAAAUCAGUACCCUACUGGCGCCAAGUUUUGGUUUAUAACACUCUCGGUUGCUCUCCUUCUGCUAGUCGGCGGCAUGGACGCCUCGAUCAUCGCCACUGCCGUACCUUCCAUUAUUGAUCAUUUCCGUACCGUGGCUGAUAUUGGAUGGAUCUUCUCGGUCAAAAUCAUGCUCAUGGUAUCCACCUGCAUCUUCAUGCUCGGCACGAUCCUUUGCGCCUCCGCUACAUCGUCGAAGAUUGUGGUUCUCGGACGUGCGGUCACAGGACCAGCUACGUCGAGCCAGAUAGCUGGAGCUUUCACACUUUUGCAGAUCGGUCUACCGCUCAGGUUGAGGCCAGUGUAUGCAGGAGCCGGUGGCGCGGUCGAGACAGUAGCUGUCAUUGCGGCGCCGGUCCUUGGUGGCGUACUUACGCAGAAGUUAUCGUGGCGAUGGUGCUUCUGGAUCUCCCUACCGCCCAGCUUUCUCACCCUGCUCUUUCUGACUUUCUUCUUCUCGGAUCCCAGAAAGUCGACAUCCGCGACAAUGGCCUGGCGAGAAAUCAUUACCGAACUGGAUCUGUUCGGCACGCUCUGCUUUGUUCCAGGCAUGACGUGCCUCUUCCUAGCGUUGACCUGGGCUGGAAGCAAAUAUGCUUUUGACAGCGCCGUUGUCCUGUGCUUGUAUGGUGCUUUUGCAGUCCUCCUGGUCGCCUUUGUAUGGGACCAGCAUAGGAAGGGCGAGAAAGCCACAUUGCCUCCCCGAAUAUUCAAACAACGGAGCAUCCUCGCAGGCUUUAUCUUCUCACUUGGUUGCGGCUCCAGCCUAAUGGUAUUCGAGUGGGUGAGUAAAGCCAAUACGGUUAAUGGCGUAGUAUGGUGCCCUGAUCUCAUCCAGUAUCUGCCAACUUACUACCAAGUCAUCAGGGGCUACACGCCUGGCAAGAGCGGCUAUCUAAUGCUACCGACAGUAGGGGGCUUCUUGGUUGGCAUGGUCUUGCACGGCAGCCUCACGAGCAUUACCGGGUACUUCUCGCCAUGGAUGCUGCUCGGCUCUACGCUGUUACCGCUCGCUGCUGGACUGUUGACAACAUGGACGCUGGAGUCGAACCUUACAAAGCUAGUCGCAUAUCCAGCACUGAUCGGCUUCGCGGCAGGCAUCGGUUUCCAAGGCCCACAGAGUGCAGCGCAGACCGUGCUGUCAGAUGCUGAUGGUCCACUGGGAUUGGCAGUCAUCCUUUUCGCGCAGCACUUUGGUUCUGCGUUGUUUGGCUCCAUUGCUCAGACCAUCUUCACCAACAGAUUAGCAGCCAACUUACACGAUCUCGUGCCUGGACUGAACGCGAGUAGUGUCGCUAGUAUGGGCUUCAGUGAGAUACGUGGUGCAGUCGCGGCGAGCAGAUUACAAGAAGUUCUGCUAGGUCUCGAUCGUUCACUUAUCCAGACUUGGUAUCUCGGAGUAGGUCUGGCAUGUAUGACCAUGCUUGGGAGUAUAUCGAUGGAGUGGGUAAGCGUGAAGCAUAAGAAGAACUAA
Molecule: messenger RNA, 1680 nt
Organism: Recurvomyces mirabilis
Lineage: Eukaryota; Fungi; Ascomycota; Dothideomycetes; Mycosphaerellales; Teratosphaeriaceae
Exons: 3
Coding region: 1-1680 (559 amino acids)
Biological process (GO): transmembrane transport
Cellular component (GO): plasma membrane
Molecular function (GO): transmembrane transporter activity
Source: RefSeq, a predicted model, not a curated record